CACUCCCCACUCAUUCUUGCCACUUUUACGUUUCUUGAAAACUUACCGCGAAGAGCUUUGAACAAAAGAUAUGGAGAGAGAAAGCUUCGGAGAAGAUGGAUUGCCCACAAGAGCUCCGCUUCUCAAAGAAGUCUCUGCCAAUGGCAGCCAUGGCAGCUCCAUCAUGUCUCCAAGUGAUUGUGCAGUCACGCCACUUCUCGUGUUUAGCACUCUCGUCGCCGUUAGCGGUUCUUUCGUCUUUGGGUGUACUACCGGUUAUUCUUCACCAGCUGAGUCAGGCAUAAUGGAGGAUUUGGGCCUCUCCACGGCAGCGUAUUCGCUUUUCGGUUCAAUAGUAACAGUUGGAGGCCUAAUAGCAGCUUUAGUAAAUGGGAGGGUAACAGAUUGGAUUGGUCGUAGAGGAGCAAUGUGGCUUUCUCAAAUAUUUGGCGCUGCGGGAUGGCUUACUAUAGCAUUAGCCAAGAAUGCUUGGUGGCUGGAUAUUGGAAGACUGUUAAAUGGGCUUGGCAUUGGGAUUAUAUGUUAUGUGGUACCCGUGUACAUUGCAGAGAUAACACCUAGAAGUUUCCGGGGAGCAUUCACGGCAUUCAAUCAGUUCAUGAUAUGCUGUGGCUUUUCGUUGAUUUACUUUCUUGGAACCAUCGUCUCCUGGCGCAUCUUGGCUGUGAUAAGUGGCAUUCCCUGUAUCAUACAAAUUGUGGGUUUGUUCUUUGUUCCGGAAUCUCCUAGAUGGCUAGUAAAAGUCCACCGAGAGAAGGAGUUUGAAGUUACAUUACAGAGACUCAGAGGCAAAAGAGUCAAUAUUACUCAGGAAGCAAGCGAUAUCAGAGACUACACAGAGACCUUCGAGCAGCAGUCUCAGUCUAGAAUUCUUGAUCUGUUCCAAAGACGAUAUGCUCAUCCACUUAUAACAGCAGUUGGGCUGAAGAUGCUUCAACAAUUUUGUGGGACUGGUGCACUUGCCUACUACGCAGGCUCCAUAUUUGAAUCAGCUGGCUUCUCAAGUAGCAUUGGUACCAGAAGCGUGGCCAUUGUCCAGAUCCCAGUGACUGCUCUUAGUGUAAUCUUGACCGAUAAAGCCGGAAGACGACCACUUCUAAUGAUUUCUUCAGCUGGAAUGUCCUUAAGUUGCAUUCUUCUAGGAUUGUCAUUCCUCAUGCAGGACCUUAAUCAUUGGAAAGCAGCGACCCCAAUUUUGGUGUAUUUAGCAAUAAUUGGGUAUGCCAUGGCUUACUCACUUGGCAUGGGGGGAUUACCGUGGGUUAUCAUGUCAGAGAUACUCCCUGUGAACAUUAAAGGGUCGGCCGGGAGCCUGGUGACAUUUGCCUAUUGGUCCUGUUCUUGGAUUGUGACUUACACUUUCAACUUCAUGUUCGAAUGGAGCGCACCCGGGACAUUUUUCAUAUUUGCUAGCAUGUGCGGUCUCGCCAUCAUAUUCACCAUGAAGGUAGUGCCGGAGACCAAGGGGCGAGCAUUGGAAGAACUUCAAGCAUCGCUUGCCCGCGUUGUUCAAUGAUUAAGAUCUGCAGUCUGUUGAAAUUUGAAUUGGUAUGAGGCCAGGGACUUCCGUGCAGUGCAAGCCUCUCCCUGUAUCAGCAUGAGUUGCAUGCAAUAGACAAUUGAUGAGACUUAUAUCGCCAGCCUCUGAAGAAACAGAGACAAAGGAUGAGAAAGUCAGAUGUUG
Molecule: messenger RNA, 1684 nt
Organism: Syzygium oleosum
Lineage: Eukaryota; Viridiplantae; Streptophyta; Magnoliopsida; Myrtales; Myrtaceae
Product: sugar transporter ERD6-like 5
Exons: 18
Coding region: 71-1516 (481 amino acids)
Biological process (GO): carbohydrate transport; transmembrane transport
Cellular component (GO): membrane
Molecular function (GO): sugar transmembrane transporter activity
Source: RefSeq, a predicted model, not a curated record